Carassius gibelio (silver crucian carp) is the source of this 4048-nucleotide messenger RNA. It is a transcript of the gene rffl, whose product is annotated as ring finger and FYVE-like domain containing E3 ubiquitin protein ligase. The record is from RefSeq and is a predicted model, not a curated record. Gene Ontology annotation, biological process: proteasome-mediated ubiquitin-dependent protein catabolic process; negative regulation of extrinsic apoptotic signaling pathway via death domain receptors; protein K48-linked ubiquitination. Gene Ontology annotation, cellular component: plasma membrane; cytoplasm. Bases 300 to 1331 code for a protein of 343 amino acids. NCBI's taxonomy places the organism in Eukaryota, Metazoa, Chordata, Actinopteri, Cypriniformes, Cyprinidae. The transcript is spliced from 8 exons. Gene Ontology annotation, molecular function: ubiquitin protein ligase activity.
GUUCUCGUGUUUUGAACUUGACGUGCUCGCGGCCACACGCUCCUGUUAACGACUCUAGUAACGUUACCUCACAAACCGAAACAUCCGAAGUGUGCGACUUUGUCAAAGUUCAACCAUAAAGCUAAAAGCGGACUAUUUUUUGUGACAGUCUUCAUUUGAUCGGUGAGGAUUAUCGAUCAGUUCGGAGUUUUGGACACAUGCGGUUCGCUUCGUCCGAGAUGUCAAUGUCUGUCUGUAUCUGAACCUCAAACUUUACAAGUCACGGACUCAUUUUCAAGCUCUUGCAGUAGGUGUGGAGCAUGUGGGCCAGCUGCUGCGGCUGGCUCUGUCUGGAUGACUCCACCGUGGACGACACCAGAAGCAGCACACGUCACCAGGCCUUCACCAACUCGGGCUUCAGCAGUUACCCAUCUCCUCUCGCUCCAGAACCAACAUGCAAGGCCUGUGGAGGUCGCUUCGACAGCCACACCAGAAAGCACGUGUGCAUGGACUGCAAGAAGAACUACUGCAGCCGCUGCUCCACGCAGCAGGAGCUCCAGCCGCGGAUGUGCCACACCUGCCAGCGUUUCCGGGGCAUCGUGUUUGAGCGCGCCGAGCUGAUGAAGCUCAAGGUGAAGGAUCUGAGAGACUACCUCCACCUGCACGAGAUCUCCACGCAGAUGUGCCGUGAGAAAGAGGAGCUGGUCGAGCUGGUUCUCGGCCAGCAGACGCCUACAUCUGACACACACAUUCCUCCACCCACAGUGACCACACAGGAGCCUAGCGCUCCAGUCAUAACCAUCAGCCCGUCGACCAACAACGGCACAACAGAACUGGGGCCUCAGACUCCAGCAACAGAAGAUGGACAGAGCUUGGCUGAGGCGACAGCUGAAAGCGAGAUGGAUGCUGAGCUGCAGGUGGAGCAGGAGUCACAGUCCUCAGACUCGGAGGAAGUGCUGGCUCCGGGGCGACGGGCGUCUCUCUCUGACCUCCGCUCAGUGGAGGACAUCGAGGAUCUGAGCGUCCGGCAGCUGAAGGAGAUCCUGGCCAGGAACUUCGUGGACUAUAAGGGCUGCUGUGAGAAAUGGGAGCUGAUGGAGAGAGUGACGCGUCUGUACCACGACCAGAAGGACCUGCAGAACAUGGUGUCUAAUGCCACAGAAGGUACAGACGCCGGACCUGGGCCGGCCGUGGAGGAGAACCUGUGUAAGAUCUGUAUGGACUCGCCCAUCGACUGUGUUCUUCUGGAGUGCGGACACAUGGUCACGUGCACAAAGUGCGGCAAGCGCAUGAGCGAGUGUCCGAUCUGCCGGCAGUACGUGGUGCGAGCUGUGCACGUGUUCAGAUCCUGAACCACAGGACCCAUCACCGCUGUCUCACAGGAUACUGUAGAGAGCUUUCAGGUGGCCUUUCAUACUCGCACAAUUCUCUUGCGGCACUUUAAACGAUCGCGCAUAAGAUAUGCAGAUUUCUGAGCAAUAACUACUGGAUUCAGUUUCAGAUUUGAUUCUUCAAAGUGUGCCUUCUAGAUGUUUUAAAGAGGAAGCUUUAUUUUUGAUCAUGGGAUUAUGUCACAUGUUUGUUGACACAAUUCAGCGCAACAUAAAUGCCUGUUUCUGCCAUUUCCCACAUUAGUAAACAAUGAAAGGAUUGUAUGAUCACACACAGACGGCAUCUUCUGGAAGUGCCCCACAAUGCACUGCCCUGGUGCUCGUCACACACCUGAUUCAGUUCUCAUUCCCCUUUCUUUUUAAACCCCAAAUGCUGGAUCUUGGGUUAGCUCUACACCAUCAUCCAGACUGACGCUGUGAAAUGUACAGGAAUGAGACUUGCCAAACAAGUCUCGUCAGAUCUCGAGUCUGUUGAUUCAUCUCACAUGAGCGAAUGCAGAUCAUCUAGAGAGACAAAGGUGUGGUCUUCAUUACAACUUGAUCAAUCUCAUGAAGACUGUGUCCCAAUCAAAAACGACUGUCAAGAAAAUGUUUUAAUGCAGAACAACCAGAAUGAUCCAACAGAUGAACUUCAGUUUUCAGUUUUUUCGGUGUGAGGUAUACGUAGCCCCACACAUGAUAUGCAAGGAAAAUAAUGUGUACGUUUUAUGCAUUUAUUUCAGUGUGGCCACAUACUAAUUCAUUACUGUGUUUUGACCAUGUUGUACUUAAUCGUUUCCUCUUCCUAGUAAAUUGUGGUCAUGUUGUACUCAUUUGUUCCCUUAUUUUAGUCCAUUUUACUACUACAUUUGUUUUUUGUUUUUAAUUAAACAGUUCUAAAUUUUAGCACAAAUUCAUUCCCUCGUUUUAUUUAAUUGUAGCCACAUCAUGCUAAUUAAUUCUCAUUUUAGUAAAUUUUAGGACCAUUAGUUCUCGUUUAAAUAAAUUGUAGCGACAUUGUACCACUUUUUAGUAAAUUGCACGUAAUCGUGCAACAAGCAUGUAUUAAUUCGUCAACUCUUUUUAGUCAAAUCUGACUGUUUCUAAAUUAUCUUUUUAGUAAAUAAUGGUCAUGUUGUAGUUAUUUGUUCCCUUUUCUAGUCUUUUGUGGCCACGUUGCCUCUUUUAUUAAAUCGUGCCAAUGUCAUACUAAUUAAUUGGCUUAUUUUAGUAAUUUGUGACAUACUAAUUGGUUCCCUCAUUUGAGUGCUAAUUUGUUAUUUUGCGACCUUGUUCUUCAUUUGUGGCCACAGUGAAUAUGAUCUUGUCCACAUAUCAUGUGUGGGGCUCCACAGAAGUAUGGGACUGCUUUUAUGGGAAUUUCAUAUACAGCUGCCUCUCGGUCCGAAGCCCUUCCUGAUGGAUGGUUUUGAUUAUGAAUAUCUGAUCUGAUCUGGUUUAGGCAGAGGCCUCCUCCGUGCUGUUGGCUCAUUGCGUGUGCUCUCUGGCAGGACAGUCAUUCGCUCCCUCGGCAGCAGCGGGACUCAGUGCUGUGAAUGAUCAGUGGAGGUGUUGUUUCAGCACGGUCUGCGCUAGAUUUCUUCCAUUAGCAGCACUUUAGACUGAUCUGGGGAGGAGAUAUCAGGUGAACAUGCUUCAACACUUCACCAGUGCCUCGCAGGUCACAGGACGAGUGAAGGCCUGCCUCCCUUCCCUCCAGCUAUUCAGAUUCAGUUAGCAUCGACUAGUGCUAUCUUUAGGCCGCGUGGAUGAGCAGGAAUGUUAGUGUUCACUGGCACCACUUUUUUUUUAAUCAGUACCUUACAUGAAAAAUUCACUUAAAAACAAUCGUUUUGACAUUUACUCACCCUAAUGUCAUUCCAGUCACAUAUUCUCUCUAUUAUAUACUGUUAGUCUCCACAGAAAAAUUAAAUUAUAAAACGGGUGCCAUUAGAUGCCUUGCAGCAGGAUUGACGUCUUUAAGUCAUGUUUUGUGACCAGUAACGUAUGGGAAAUGGUAAAAUAUGUGACUGCUAAUGGGAUUUUAAAGCUGAGGCCGAAGGGAUUUGGAAGACUUGGAAUAUAGCAUACAAAUCAGAUCGACUAUUACAAUAAAUGUAUGAUGCAUUUGUGUUUUUUUUGUAGAGCUUGGUAGUUUAAAUCACCAUCCAAGCUUUCUGUUUAGAAGCUUGAACAUCGUCGUAAUAUCUCCUUUUGGUUUUUAAAUGAAGAAAAUAAUACAGGUUUGAAAAGUUAAGGUGAAUAUUUAUAUUUUUUUCAGGGUUGCCUUAAGAGCUUUUCUGUAACGGGAAUCUCUUUCCCAAAGAGAAAACUUUUAUAACUAUAAAUGGUAAUAAAUGAAACAAUUCAAGUGGGACUCUAAAAAAGAUUCUGCGUUCAAAUCUCAAAGACUUUGUGUGACUUAAACUUGAUUUUAUCACUGUGAAAUAUGAGCAUUUCUUUGGUAGUCAUGCAAAGGAUGAUCAAUGUUGUCAUGUCCUGUUCAAGUUAAUGAUGUUGUAAAUAUAAAGAGGGAACACUUGUAUUUUCAAUACAGAUGUUUGUGUGGAAUGGUGUGAAAUUAACAGCCUUAAUUUCGUAAUAACUGAUAAGAUGUAUUUUAAAACUUAUAAAAACCACCAAAGUAGAUGUUGUGUAUGUUGUUAAAGAUUUGUUUAUAUUAAAACACACUUCCAGCA